Molecule: messenger RNA, 1833 nt
Organism: Trichophyton rubrum CBS 118892
Lineage: Eukaryota; Fungi; Ascomycota; Eurotiomycetes; Onygenales; Arthrodermataceae
Exons: 1
Coding region: 952-1833 (293 amino acids)
Cellular component (GO): cytoplasm; nucleus
Molecular function (GO): ATP hydrolysis activity; nicotinamide-nucleotide adenylyltransferase activity
Source: RefSeq, a predicted model, not a curated record
CGUGUGUCAAGCCGUGAUCUGUGGCGGGCAUCAUCGUCCUUGUAAGACUAUAUAUUAGCCUGGCAAUAAGAAGAAUAUCACAGUAAAUACAGUACUAGACAACCGAAUGUUGGAUACCCAUUAUUAUGAUAUUGGUGUGUUAUUAUAGUAGCCGGGAACCUGGCAGGCUUCAUCCGCUUUCGUCACCUGCGUAGAAUCUCCAUUUUACUCCUUUUUGCUGCGCUUCGUAAGCUCCGCACUGCUUAUUUUUAUUAUCGUCUGUCUUCUUGAAGGGAGACACUGCCGUUGACGUCGCCACCAUACUCCGUACAACUUCGGCAGAUAAACGCUGUGGUGGAACGACUGCUGGUGUUGCCCUGUCGAUCGCAUGGCUGACAGGAUCCCGAUCCCCUCCUUCUAGAGCCAAAGUCUUGUCGGCUCGACUCGAUCGCUAACCCCCAGCAUGUGCAACCAGUUCUCCGGUUCCUCCAGUUUCAUCGGUCUGAAGAUACGGGAGUCGUUUAACCAUAUUCGCAGCUGGUUCCUGUCUGGAGAUGCAGCUAGCCGCAGCAGGCUUGCCAUACAUCGCGCGCUUUUAGUGCAGACUCAACAAUAGCCAUUGGCAGGACUUCCAAGGAUCUCUCAUUGUUCUCCGAUAGGAGAUAUCGUGUCCAUGAUAGCGAAGUCUUGUCGAUUCCAAGUCAGUUGGUCGCUGGUUGUCGUUGUUUUGUGCUGAGAUACGAAGCGAAGUCCAGGAGACGUCAAAACGUCCUAAAGAGGAAAAGCUGACAACACAAUCAAUAUAUCGAACAUCGCCUGCGCUUUAACAGAUAUCCAUAUUUCUUAUAGCCGUCGACGCACCGGCAGCAUCAUAAUUAACUUGACUGUUUCGACGUGUUGAUGCACGGCUUCAGCCCGUGUUGCUUCCGUUGCACGCCAGCUCGCGCCCCUCGAUAGGUCGGCAUCUCAAACAUGGCAGCGCAGCUCCCGCAGCUCGACUCCCUUCGCUCGCAGUACAGAAAGUCGCUGCAGUCAUUCAAUGCCUGCCUGGAUGACUUUCGGCUCUUGGACAUGGUACCUCCGGAGGGCGAGCUGAACGCGCAGCCGGGCAGUCUCUAUGUCCUGGAUUCUUCGUUUAACCCUCCAACCAUCGCGCAUACCCAGAUGGUGACCGCUGCAGUAAAAGCAGCAAAUGCAAAGGGAACCCCGCCGUCAAGACUGCUAUUGCUAUUAGCAAUUCAAAACGCCGAUAAGCAGCCAAAGCCAGCGUUAUUCGAAGAUCGUCUUGUUAUGAUGCGGCUAGCUGCCGAAGAUGUCCAACAGACUCUAGCCCGGGAUACUAGCCGAGACAAAGACGGGAGAAUCUGUAACCUUGCGAUUGAUAUCGGGGUUACGAAACACCCAUUCUUUGUGGAUAAAGCAGUGGCCAUUGCAGGCGACGGUACUGUCUAUCCAAUGGGGGUUGAACAAGUCCAUUUGACAGGUUAUGAUACACUAUAUCGAAUUUUUGAUCCGAAAUACUACACUGCCGGGGACCUUAGCGUUCUGAGCCCCUUCUUUAGCCUACACAGGCUCCGGGUAACCAUACGCCCUAGUGGCAGCUGGGGAAGUAGAGAGAAGCAACUAUCCUUCCUCACUAACCUAGCCAAGGGUGCAACAGAGGACAAAGGAGCAAAGAGAGAAUGGGCAAGCCGUAUCGAGCUUGUUGAGAGCAAUGCAGUUGACAGUGAGCCAAUAAGCUCAACUACUGCGCGAAAUGCAGCCAAAGAUAGUCUGGAGCUGCUCUCCAAGCUCGUCACUCCGCGAGUUCUCGAGUAUAUCAUGAGCAAACACCUUUAUGCCACUGACGAUUAA